Messenger RNA from Rhinocladiella mackenziei CBS 650.93, 414 nucleotides. RefSeq lists its product as uncharacterized. The transcript is spliced from 2 exons. The record is from RefSeq and is a predicted model, not a curated record. Bases 1 to 414 code for a protein of 137 amino acids. NCBI's taxonomy places the organism in Eukaryota, Fungi, Ascomycota, Eurotiomycetes, Chaetothyriales, Herpotrichiellaceae.
AUGCCUGUUCAUCACAUCUCCCUUCCUGUCCCCUUCAGCCAGGUCGAUGCCGAAGUGUCCUUCCUCGUCGCCGCCUUUGGCCAUAUGGACAUCAAGGAAUUCAUGCGUCCGGUUCCUGGCGUCGUCGGGAUGGGUGACGACAGGCCCUUUUUGUGGAUCGUGGGCCUCGACAAGAAGCAUGAACCUGUCCCCGAUGAUGCCCAGAUCACAAGGAUCCAUCUCGCUUUGUCUGCUAAGGACCGCUCCCAAGUCGACGCCUUCCAUGCGGCUGCUCUCAAAGCCGGCGGGACCUGCAAUGGACCCCCGGGCCUCAGACCAGAGUACCAUUCCGAUUAUUACGGCGCCUUUGUCAUCAGUCCUGGCGGCCACAAUAUCGAAGCUGUUGUGCACGGCCCGCCCGCGGGAGAGAAUUGA